UGCGGGCAUAUUCAUUAUUAUUAAUAUCACAGUUACGCCUAAAUCAUCUAUGUACACCUUGCUGUAUUUCAGAUAACCUAAAAGCAGUCAAAAAAAAAAGGGAAUAGUAUUCUCAUAUGAACACAUAAACAAAUUACUAAAAGAUGGGAACAUUUGGUGGACAUGCCCUGCCUGGUACCUUUUUCAUUAUCUAUGCACUAUGGUCUAUAUGGCAUAUACUGGAGAAAUUUUAUAGGCGAAAACUUUAUGAAUUGAAUAGAUCAAAUAAAUUGGUUGCUGAAUUUACAAACAGAAUUUCUUAUCCAAUAGAAAGAAGAACAAAAUAUGAUGAACAUGGUUGCUGGAAAAAGGGAAUACCUCUUGAUUCAAUUGUUAAACUGAUCUGUUGUAUCGGUGGGAUACAGGAGAAAUCAUCACAGGUUUCAAUAAUGAUUGGGUAUUCAUUCAUAUUGGCAAUGCACAACAUUCAAGCAUGUUUUCAUUGUUUGCAUUAGGCGGUCUUAUUGAAUUGUGUAUUUUCUACGGAGUCCUUAAAAUUCCAAUUCAGUCAGAAUUUCUAUUUAAUAUGAUAGCACUAUUUGCGGAAUUAUUUCUCUUCCUAUUUCAUUUACAUGGAAGAAGUUCGUUGGAUGUGUAUCUUCAUCUCCUUCUAUGUGGAAUGAUUGUAUUAGCUAUUGGGAUAUCAUUUGCUGAACUGGUGUCUCCACAUGAACCGAUUUAUGGUUUAGUGCGUAAUUGGACUAUUCUUAUGCAAGGAACGUGGUUUUGGCAAGUUGGAGCAAUUCUCUACCCGAAAUUUUCAUGGAUGCCUACAUGGGAUCAGACUGCUACAGAGAGUAUACCAGCUGCCACAAACUUAUUCGCCUAUCACAUGUUGGCCAAUUUUUUCGCAAUCAUUCUCAUAGCAUUGCUGGUUGCAAUGCACACCAAAAUCGGAUUGAUGAGUGAUGAGACUAUGAAGAGGAACUUGUCGACUGCAGUGGCGGUAACAAUGAGACGAGAAUGUCAGCGAGAUCAUCAUCAAGCACAGACUGACUCGCAACAACAUUUCAUCACUGAUAAUGAUUCUGAAGAGAUUGAGAUGUGGAAUUGUCAUCGCAGUGGUACUCACGCAAAUGCUGAGUCGACAAAUGUACAACGAAAUAUAAAGUGAUUCAGGUGAGGUGAUGAAAAUGAAUCUGUACACUUGAUAAUGACAAUUUGAACUUUAUUCUGAACCUGUUUAUUACCAAGUCUUAAGUCUGUUUUCCACAACAAUUGUUUGACAGUUUUCAUUGUUCAAUAUACUGAUUGAUUUU
Messenger RNA from Heterobilharzia americana, 1298 nucleotides. The record is from the annotation of a GenBank genome assembly. Lineage: Eukaryota; Metazoa; Platyhelminthes; Trematoda; Strigeidida; Schistosomatidae.